GAUAGCAAGAGGGUCCGCACAGCAUUGAAAACCACGUAAAUCGUCCAGGCUGGAGCUCGCUUUUGUAGGCGUCAUAUUUCAGGCAGGAAGCUCACCCUCCGUUGCUUUCGGGAAAGCAUUCGUUGUUUUCAAGUUUCACUAAACAGCACCAUGUGGAAAAUUGCGCCCUCAAGCCUCUUCUUGACUUUCGCUAUUGCACUUCACGGAUGUCAUGCAUCGAAGGGAAGACAGGGGUCUCCGAUGGUGUGCGCCAAUGACUCAAGCUGCUCAAACGGGCAACUUUGCGUGACCCAUUACAAAUACCUCCAAGGCCAGGCGUGCACCGAGGAUAAAUUCUGUAUUGACGUCUCGACCAGCACAUGCUCGUGCUUAUCAGGUUAUACCUGCCGUAAGAAGAACUGCCCCUCAUCGCCAUUUGAAUGUAUUCUGGCUGAAGACCAGGUCAGCAGAUGUGAGGGACCAAACAGUUUCGUGUGCCCCCAGAACGAAUACUGCGCUUACCGGUUUCAGGACCUAUAUUGCUACACAUGCCCCUGCUAUGAUGCCUACAACACUACAUGCGUGAAGGACAAGUGUGGAGCUGGCAGCCUCGCCAUAAUUACGUCCAGGAGCUACACGUGCGAUGGAUGUGCAUCGGCGGUAUCUGUUCUCACCGGCAUUAGGGAAAAACGCACGGGAUGAACCUGUACAAGCCCGUGCUAUGAGCUUAGUAAAUGAAUAAACUGGUAUAAAGAAUGUUCGCGACA
This is a messenger RNA of Ixodes scapularis (black-legged tick), 746 nucleotides long. RefSeq lists its product as uncharacterized. The record is from RefSeq and is a predicted model, not a curated record. The transcript is spliced from 8 exons. NCBI's taxonomy places the organism in Eukaryota, Metazoa, Arthropoda, Arachnida, Ixodida, Ixodidae. The coding region runs from base 151 to 681 and encodes 176 amino acids.